CUGGCCUUUCAACCGGGUGACUGAUGUGGUUGCUCAGCUUGCCCCAUUUGGUCACAAGCUGAGCUCAGGUCUUGCUGGCCUCUCGUCUGCAUCCUAAAUUAAUGAGUCCUGAUGAGGCCUUAAGAGAUAACAGAAAAGAGGGCUAUUUUGAGCCUCGGGAGAUCAAGUCAUGGUGGUAACAGGAUCAGAGGUAACAGAGUGUAUUUAACGUCUAGGGUAAGGGUCAUUCCUUGGCUGAAUACUUCUCUCUUUGGUUUUGCAGAAGCCCAGUCCAUAGCCACUGACCACAGCUUUACUGCAGUGCUGUGUUAAAACUGGCAUUAUCAAGUUGGGCAGUGUAAGUCUCCAAAGAAGAAAAGAAGUUGGUAAAAAAUGGCUGACCAAUUGCUGAUGUUGUGAGUGUGCUAGACUUGAUCAUGCAGAUGUCCCUCUGGCAAUGAUGAAUGACACAGAUUCACCUGCAGUUUUGACCCCUCAAAAAACAAGCUUCCCUACAGAAGAACAGCAAUGUCAUAAGUAUUAUGGGUGAAAUGAUCUCGAUCCACAGGCUCAAGUGAUUUUUUUUCAACCAGAGAUCACGAGGAUUCAACAAAAUCAACCAAAUAAUUAUUUGUCCAACUUGCAAAAAGGACACACAUUAUCUCAUCAGCUCUAGGAAGCAGUUACUCUCAUCAGCACAAUUUUACAGAGAAGGAUGCUUGGGGAUGUUCAAUAUCUUGAUUCAGAUUCUAGAUCUGAGGUGAGGGCUGAAGAGUCAAUGAAGCUCUGCGGGCUUGAAUACGUAAGGACAGUCAUCUACAUCUGUGCCAGCUCCAGGUGGAGAAGGCAUUCGGGGGGCCCCCCGCGAGUUCAGCAAGCUGAGAGAGGAGACCACUUGCAGCUGCCAAGGGAACAUGAGAUUUCUGAGGGAAGCAUAGUGCAAAACGUUCCGAAGAUGGAUUCCUUGGGGAUGGAAGGUCUUCAGGGUGGACAGCUGCCCAUGGAAGGGCUCUGGAGGUCAAAGAAGCACUCGGUGAUGUCAAGACAAGACUUACAAAUGUUGUGCUGCACUGAAGGCUGUUCCAUGUCUGAUCUGAGUGCGCUUUGUUAGGACAAGUGCAGGUUCCCAUGCGCAGCAGAACUUCAGCACGUGUUUAAUCACACUGUUUUACUUCCCAGGAAAAUACCUCCCUGUGUCACUAAACUCAUGGCUCUUGGAUAGGCAUUUCUUUCCUAAAAGUUGUGGAUGAAUGGCAAAAACCACAACGAAGUCUGUUUUCUCUCUUUGCCAAGGUGAAUGCACUGUUCUUUUCACAUUUUAACUAAUUCUUUGAAAUUUUAGA
Messenger RNA from Camelus dromedarius (Arabian camel), 1322 nucleotides. It is a transcript of the gene INSL5, whose product is annotated as insulin like 5. Gene Ontology annotation, molecular function: G protein-coupled receptor binding; hormone activity. The transcript is spliced from 5 exons. Gene Ontology annotation, cellular component: extracellular region. The record is from RefSeq and is a predicted model, not a curated record. NCBI's taxonomy places the organism in Eukaryota, Metazoa, Chordata, Mammalia, Artiodactyla, Camelidae. Gene Ontology annotation, biological process: positive regulation of feeding behavior. The coding region runs from base 695 to 1090 and encodes 131 amino acids.